AUGCCCAACAACAAACGAUCGAUAAAUAGUCCCGCAGUUCUAGCACGCAAGAAGCGGGAAACACGAGCCGCGGAAACAGACGAGCAAAGAGAAGCCAGGUUGAGGACCAACCGAGAACGUCAGUCCCUGGCCCGCUUAUCCGAGCCAGACGAGCAAAGAGAAGCCAGGUUGAGUACCGACCGAGAACGGCGGUCCCGGGCCCGCUCAUCCGAGACUGACGAGCAAAGAGAAGCCAGGUUGAGGACAAACCGAGAAAGUCAGUCCCUGGCCCGCUCAUCCGAGACAGACGAGCAAAGAGAAGCCAGGUUGAGGACAAACCGAGAAUGUCAGUCUAGGGCGCGCUCAUCCGGGACAGACGAGCAAAGAGAAGCCAGGUUGAGGACAAACCGAGAAUGUCAGUCACGGGUCCGCUCAUCUGAGACAGACGAGCACCGAGAAGCAAGAUUGGGGACCAUGCGAGUAAUGGGUGCUCGAUCCAGACGAACCACCGAAUUGAACCUUUGUGCACUACACUAUGAUGCCGAUAUUAAUUACAGCACCCACCCAAGCGUGGCCAUCGGAAUAAUGGAUGUACUCUGCAAUUAUUGUGGAGCAUUUAAGUUUAAGAAUGAAGCCCCUGGAAUGUGCUGUGCUCGUGGUAAGGUUAAACUGCCAGCCCUACAUGCACCACCCGAACCAUUAUCAACGUUGGUGGCAGGCGAUACGAGCAUAUCGAAACAUUUUUUAACAAAUAUCCGUCGAUACAUCGUGUUUCCAAAUGACUUCAUUUGGGGCAACGAACGUCGUGAGGGAUAA
Molecule: messenger RNA, 795 nt
Organism: Macrosiphum euphorbiae (potato aphid)
Lineage: Eukaryota; Metazoa; Arthropoda; Insecta; Hemiptera; Aphididae
Source: the annotation of a GenBank genome assembly